Cylicostephanus goldi is the source of this 443-nucleotide messenger RNA. Lineage: Eukaryota; Metazoa; Nematoda; Chromadorea; Rhabditida; Strongylidae. The record is from the annotation of a GenBank genome assembly.
AUGUCAUUCGCGCAGUUAGCGAAAGCCGCGCACGAACUUGCCCAUGCUCUUGGAUUGUUGCAUGUUCACUCGAGAUACGAUCGUGACAAGUACGUGGUAAUCAACGUAAAAAACAUUCCUGCUAACUUACUGAAGAACGAUUUUGCGCUAGAGACCAAAGCAGCCACCGAUAAUUAUGAUGUACCUUACGAUUACGGCAGUAGAAUGCAUUAUCCGGCAUCUGCUUUUGCCCUGGACAAAUCGAUGCCUACAAUCAUCCCAGUCGACAAGAAUUAUGUCGAAACUAUGGGUUCACCCUUUGUGUCGUUUUAUGAUAUACUUUUGAUGAACAAGCACUAUGGUUGCCUUGGUGAGUCGAAAAUACCAGAUGCUUUCUCACACGCUUUUAUAAAGUGUGCUUGUGUGUCGUUUAAGUAUGCACCAACAUCCUACAGCGACUGAGC